UUCAUUUUGUUUUUGAACUUCUUUGCUUCAUCUUCAUCUUGAUUAAUUUUUUAAAGCCUUUCAUCAUUGUAUUGAAUUUAAAAGGGCUAAUUUUGUCCACGUAAUUUCCGUUGAUUCUUUAUUUUAGUUUUUUUGUUUAUAUUGUAACAAUAAUGUCUGAGUCGCCUGAGGAGAUUCAUCUGGUAUCUAGCAACAAGAGCUUUGGGGGAUGGCAGAAGGUUUUUACUCACGAAAGCACAGAACUAAAAUGCCGAAUGAACUUUGGUGUUUACGUGCCACCUCAAGCUGAAAAGCAUCCGGUGCCCGUAAUUUACUGGCUCUCUGGAUUGACAUGUACAGAAGCCAAUUUUAUUCAGAAAUCUGGUUCUCAGAAAUACGCAGCUGAGAAUGGAGUCAUGCUUGUUGUGCCAGACACAAGUCCUAGAGGAGUCAACAUUCCUGGAGAAGAUGAGUGCUGGGACUUUGGAUCAGGAGCUGGAUUCUACGUAGAUGCCACUGAAGAGCCAUGGAAAAACCAUUACAGAAUGUUCAGCUAUGUUACCAAAGAGUUGCCUGCUCUGAUCAAAAAGAAAUUUAAUGUAAUACCGGAUAAACAGUCAAUAAUGGGUCAUAGUAUGGGUGGACAUGGCGCUCUCAUCUGUGCACUCAAGUGUCCUGGACAGUACAAAACAGUUUCUGCAUUUGCACCUAUCAGCAACCCUACAAAGUGUGACUGGGGAAAAAAGGCUUUUGCAGGAUAUUUGGGAGGAAAAGAAGGUGAUAGUCAUUGGAAUGAAUACGAUGCCUCAGAACUUAUUAAAACUUACAACGGACCAUGUCUUAACAUCUUAGUGGAUCAGGGUAAGGAAGACGGAUUUCUUAAACAACUUCUACCUGAAAAUCUUACUGCUGCAGCAAAAAAUACACCUAUAGAUCUUGAUGUGAGAUUUCAAGAAGGUUAUGAUCAUAGUUAUUUUUUUAUUUCGACAUUUAUAGAAGAACAUAUUAAACAUCACGUUAAAUAUUUCAAUUGUUAAGGUAGGCGUUACUUGUUAAAUUAUAAAUAACAACUGUUAUUUGAUUCAAAUUUAUAUUUACAAUAUGUCCAAGCGUUUCAUGUAAAAGUUUUAUACCAUUUUUAACUAUCUUGACUGAAUUUGAUAAAACUUUUAUCAUUUACAUGUAUGUACAUGAAAUACACAUUAUAUAUAAAAAUA
This is a messenger RNA of Copidosoma floridanum, 1196 nucleotides long. Its product is annotated as S-formylglutathione hydrolase. Gene Ontology annotation, cellular component: cytosol. Lineage: Eukaryota; Metazoa; Arthropoda; Insecta; Hymenoptera; Encyrtidae. Gene Ontology annotation, biological process: formaldehyde catabolic process. Gene Ontology annotation, molecular function: S-formylglutathione hydrolase activity. The record is from RefSeq and is a predicted model, not a curated record.